This is a messenger RNA of Cuscuta campestris, 2962 nucleotides long. The record is from the annotation of a GenBank genome assembly. NCBI's taxonomy places the organism in Eukaryota, Viridiplantae, Streptophyta, Magnoliopsida, Solanales, Convolvulaceae.
CUAGAAGGACGUGGAGAGCAAAUGGUCACCAGAUGUAUCUCUCAAAAUGAGAUCCUCUUUUAGAGGAUAAACGUGACAGCCCUUUGGCUCUCGUCUGGGUCACGCUCAAGCACAUCCCCUUCUUCCUUACUAACGCCCAAUCCCUAUUCUCUAUUGUGAAAACUCUGGGGAAACCAAUUCAAAUGGAUGAGACCACAGCGAGGGGUGGAUAUUUCAAUUCUGCUAGAGUUCUGGUGGAGAUGGACGCGUCCAAACCCAAACAACCUGCCAUUCUGGUACGUAAUCCUGCAUUGGAACGUGAAAUUCAACUCGCUUAUGACCUUCCUUCUUACUGCAUAACUUGUGGACGCUGGGGUCACUGCUGCAAAAAAUCCCAACCCGUCGGAAAAGUCCUCACUGGCGGGGCAACCUUGGUAAGGCAGCAAGCUGAUAAGGAGAUCAAGCCAAAUAACACACAUCAGUGGGUCUGUAUUCAGAGGAAAGGAAAGGCACCAGCUCAUAAUGUGAUGGCAGGCAUCCAGCACACUCAGGCUAAUGGGCAAACGAACAAAGCCAAGCAAUGCUCAGACAUUCCGGGCCCUUCCAAGUUGGGGUACACAGAGCAAAACAGGCCCAAUUUACAUAUGCAUAAUGCUAGUGGAUCCCCAAAAAGCCCAAGUGUCUCACCCAAACUUGAAGCUGGGCCAACUACCGGCCCAUUGGUGCACAGUCUCUCCUCAACAGGCCUAUCCAGCCCAUCUAAACUAAAUACUACCAAGGCCUCUUUUUGCAAACAGGUAGGAGCUAAUAAUGAACACUCCUCUCCUUUGAACUACCUGGCACUUCUCUCCACCGUUGAGGACAUUGACACCCCAGGUACCCCUACAUGCAUUCACUCUGAUGAGGAAGGUGAGAGGGCUCAGGAUAAGAGUCCUCUUCUUGCCCUGGAGAACAAUUUUUCUCAGGCUAAUAUCAAUGCAGUCCCUUUCAUGAAGGGUAGAGGCACACCAGGGCUGAAAGAACUGCAUUAUGGAAUGCCAUAUCAUCUAGGGCCCCUAGCAUACAUCCAUGGAUCAUUGGAGGAGAUUUUAACUGCAUCCACAGCCUUGACCAACACAAAGGGAACUGCAAUCCUUGCAAUAACUCAGUGGAGGAUUUUAGAGAAUGCAUGGAAGCUGGCAAUCUCCUUUACAUUCAUCCUUGAGGAGGACAUUUUUCUUGGAGUGGGAAACGAAGCAAUGGGAAGCUUUGGCGCAGACUGGACCAUGUUUUUAGCAACCAACAGAUGCUGGAUAGGACUAGCAGUCUACAACUCUCUAUGCUUAUUCUUGGACUUGUGGGUUUCACACCACACUUUAGAAGGCACCAUCAGAUCUUUUUGGCAGAGCAAUAAAACCUACAAUGGAAUGAAAGGCCUUGGGAGAAAACUCAAGGAUCUCAAGGCCAUUUUGUCCAAAUGGAGCAAGGAGGAGUUUGGUAACAUCUUCCAGCAACUUAAGGAGGCAGAAUCUAGAGCAAGCAGGGCACAAGACCAUUUUGAGGCAAACCCAAACCCGGAAUCUUUGGUUGAAUUUAACAAGGCCAAUGCUGAAUUACUCUUAUUUUCCAAAAGAGAAACUGACUUUUGGAGGCAGAAGUCUUGCAUCAGAUGGUUAAAAGAGGGGGAUGCAAGCACAAAAUUCUUUCAUAAUGUGGUUAAAAAUAGGCGCCAGAAGCUUAGGAUCUCCUCCAUCAAGGAUGAUCUUGGCCUGAACAUCGAGGGGGACAGUAACAUUGCUUCACACGCAAUUGAUUACUACACCAAGAUCUACUCUGAAGAAUCCGUCAUCCAUGAAGAAGUGACUAGAGCAACCCAAGAGUUCUUCCUAGGCCUGCCCAUUCCUAAAUCCUAUGGGGCCACUCUCCUCACUCUGAUUCCUAAGAUGGACAACCCUAAAUCUUUGGGAGAUUACAGGCCAAUCUCACUGUCCACUUUCCUCUCAAAAAUCAACACUAAGAUACUAACCAAUAGACUGGGUGCACUACUUCACAAACUCAUCAGCCCUGAGCAAAGUGGGUUUCAACCAGGUAAAGGAGUGGAAGAAAACAUCCUCCUUACCCAGGAGAUGAUCCACUGCCUUGACAACCCGUCUGGAAGUGCCAACAUUGCUAUUAAAGUGGACUUUGCAAAAGCGUUCGACAAAAUUUCUUGGCAGUUCUUAGAGGUUACUCUAAACUCCUUUGGCUUUUCCUCACAGUCCUGCCACCUUCUCCUAUCCACACUCAAGGCCACCCAUUUCUCCAUUCUCAUUAAUGGAUCUCCUCAUGGGUUUUUCAAAAUGAAGAGAGGGGUUAAGCAAGGUGACCCUCUCUCCCCACUUCUCUUCAUACUUGGAAAUGAGGGUUUAAGUAGAAUAAUUAAGGGGAAGGUUGAGGAGGGUUACCUUAAAGCCAUCCAAACAAGGAGAAACCAACCCCCCUCCCACCUUGCAUAUGCAGAUGACAUAAUAUUUUUCCUAAAUGGCCAUUUCAGAAACCUGAUCAGAUUCAAAGGGAUUAUUGACUGCUUUCUCAAUUCAUCAGGACACAUGAUCAAUCUCAACAAAAGUCACUUCUACACUGGUCCAAGAGUGAAGCCAGAAAUCAAAGCUAACAUGCAAAGGGCACUUCAAAUGGGAGAGGGCAAAUUACCUCUAAAUUACUUAGGGGCAACCAUUGGAAAAGCAAAUGCCCAAAUCUAUUCACAACAUGUUGAACAAGAAGAUGCAGAACUUUCUAUGGGGAUACAAAGAGGGAAGGCCUAAAUAUCAUUGGGUAUCUUGGAGAGGACUAUGCUUCCCAAAACAUGAGGGAGGUCUGGGCAUUAGACACCUGGAAGAUGUAGAAGCAGCAUACUCAGCCAAACUUUGGUGGAAGAUUAGGAACUCCCAUGGCAUUUGGGGAGAAUACAUGAGGAGUAGAUACCUAGAUUCUUUUAAAGAACGUCCUAAGGACACUGUGAGGG